Molecule: messenger RNA, 1083 nt
Organism: Talaromyces rugulosus
Lineage: Eukaryota; Fungi; Ascomycota; Eurotiomycetes; Eurotiales; Trichocomaceae
Exons: 2
Coding region: 1-1083 (360 amino acids)
Source: RefSeq, a predicted model, not a curated record
AUGGUUUCCUCGAUAUCCCCUUUAAACACCUACAAGGCCCCCGACUCCUUACUAUCCCGCAAGACAAUCCACGUCGCUGGGGUCCUAACAACCGUUUUUGGUCUUGACGAACUCCCGGACGACGCUUCCGAGGUCGUUUGUCUAUGGCUGAUGCAUCCGCGCCUCGACACCAAGGAGGAUAUGGCGGGCGUGGCUACGACGAUUGUGGAUCACUGGAAUCGCAAAUCGAAGAGCAGUACUAAUGGCAAACGGAGAGGACUGAUAGCCGUCGCCUUUGAUGCGCGGAAUCAUGGCACUCGUCUGGUUGAUCCGCUAUCGAAUGAGACAUGGAGAACGGGGAAUGAAAGGCAUGCGCAGGAUAUGUUUUCGGUUUACAUGAGUACGGCACGGGAUGUAUCUCUCUUGAUUGAUUAUCUUCCGGGGUAUAUUUUCCCUACAUCUGAACGGACAAUAUCCACCCAUUUCGUGCUCGGCGUGUCUCUCGGUGGACACGCGGCAUGGAACUGUCUGCUCCACGAGCCGCGUAUCACGGCCGGUGUGGUUGUCGUAGGGAUGCCAGACUAUGUGUAUCUGAUGACGGAUCGAGCGCGACUGUCGAAACUGUCUUCAUGGACCAAGACUGAUCCUCCCGGUAUCAACUUUCUGGGCUCUCAGCAUUUCCCAACUAGUCUUCUAGAAACAGUUUCAAAAUACGACCCAGCCGCGUUUCUCCUUGGAAACCUAGUAGGAAACGGCCCUACAAAAGCAGCGAGUUUGCCCGACCCUUCUCCACAAGAAAAAGAACAGGUUAGACCACGUCUGAAUCAUCUAAAAAGGAAAAGGAUUUUGAAUCUGUCUGGCAUAUCGGACAAAUUAGUGCCGUAUCGUACGUCAGAUCCGUUCCUGUCUUGGCUGAAAAGGGCCGUUGCUCCAGACGGUUGGUUUGGUGAUGGAUGCGUUCACUUGGAAGAUCUGCGUUUCGAGGGCGCAGCUCACGAUUUCACGCCGGCAAUGAUGAAUGAAGUACUGCGUUUCGUGGACGAGUCCAUGACCGCUCUCGACGCACCGACGAAUGCAGGCACCGUUCGCGAAGCAAAAAUAUGA